Theileria parva strain Muguga is the source of this 3006-nucleotide messenger RNA. RefSeq lists its product as uncharacterized. Bases 1 to 3006 code for a protein of 1001 amino acids. Lineage: Eukaryota; Apicomplexa; Aconoidasida; Piroplasmida; Theileriidae. The record is from RefSeq and is a predicted model, not a curated record. The transcript has 2 exons.
AUGGAGACCCAUGCUCCAUUCGCUCAUGUACAUCCUUACAUGAAGAAAGGGCACAGUAUAAAGGUGGAUGUACUAUCACGUCAGGCUCUAGUAUCACCAAUUUUCAGGAAACCGCAGAUUCCACCAAUUUCAGAUAGAUAUGUUAAGGUAUUCGAUCCCCUAGUGAAUAAUUUAGAAUCACGAACUGAUGAAAAUUAUUUAAUACACACGAAAUUAUAUGAUAAAUAUAAAUCUGUAUUCAAUAACAUUUCAAGAGAAUCGCUACUAAACUAUAGUAUUACGAAAUCGGAGGAGGUAACUAGAGAAAUUCCUUGUUCGGAAUCCAGUUCUAGCGCUGAUGAUUCCACAUGUACAAACACAGAAAGUGCUAAAUCAGACUAUGUAGAAUCUUUUGAUCAUAACGAAUUUAACAAAAUCCUAGAUUCGAAGGAACUUAUUUCUGUGCCCUGGGUCUCUAUUGUACCGCAUCUAGUCAAGUCAAUGUUUAAAUCCAUAAUUAAUGAGGACGCUUACAUGCCAACAAUGUCAGAACAUUCACUUACUGAUUACACUUCUAGUGAUGAUUCAUUGAAGAUAUCUAAAAUUGACGUCAAAACACCUGAACAAACAGCUGAGCCAGAAUUGGCUGGAUCGCCAACUGAUUCAAUUGAGAUAAAUCCGAGUUCUGUAUCAAGCGAAUCAUCAUCAAAAGAGUUUGUGGUAAAGGAAAAAUGCGUUAGAAGACUUUUUUCAGCCUUGGCAACUUUUGUUAAGGAGCUUGACUACUGGAAUGAUUUGGUUACUGACUCAUUGGCUAGAACAGGUUCUAACCGUCUAACAUUAACUGAAGCAAGAGUAUUAGUUAACGAUUAUAGGUACAUAACAUUUGGACUGUUGAAUUCUGAACUCUCAAAUAGGCUUGAGAAUGAGAUUAGAUUGGCUGAAGAGUAUUCUAGUAAGGUUCGAGAGAAGUUGGCCUUUAUCUUUGAUAAGGAAUCUGAAGAAAGCAGUUCCAUAGACUUGUCACUUGCAGAAAAUUUAUUGAAGGAAGGGUCACUUCUGACAUUUGCCACUACAGAGUUUAUAUCUCUAAGUCAUCUUUUCUACAGCGUAUCAUCACUCAGGAAUCUGUUGGACGAGUCAAUACUGCGUUCAGAUAUUUCAAAUUCGAACAUAUUGAUAGAGGAAUGUGACAAUUCAGUGAUCAAGAUACCGGACUUAGAAAAUGUAAAAGCCCAUCUAUCCAAGAUCGUCUGGCUAAACAAUGCACAGAAAUACUCACAGAAGCCAGUAAACUAUAAACUUGUGGGCGAGUUAAUUGAGAACACACCAGAUGAACUAAGGACACACACACUGUACCAACAUUUAAAUAAUAAACUAAAUAAGGCUUUUAAACUAAUUGAGAGAUUAAAGGAGCCGAAAUAUAAAUAUUUAAUGUCAAGUGAGGAUUUAAGAAUGAAUAACCAGAGUAAGGAUAAAAAUCACAUAGAUAAAGAAAGCGAUUCUGAAGAUGAGAGCAUUGAUGAGGAAGAGUUAAGGCUUGAGGAUAAGAAUGGAAUUGAUAGGAAUAAAAAGUUAAAACCGGAGGAAUUGGAGGAUAUACAUAAUAAUUACCAGGAAAUUAAUUUAAUUAUCCCUAUCUAUAAGGCCAUUGAGCCGGCAUAUUUAAUGUGGAAAAGAUUUCAAAGGAGACAUAAGAAGGUGGAGUCGUUGAUUUCGUCAGAAAAUACUUCCAACUGUACAAUAGAAUGUCUUGUCCUGCUCCAACAAGCAGAAACCCUAAAGGAGUAUAUCGAUAUACAUAAUUUGUUAGAGCCGAUCAAGGCUGAUGUCGAGAACUCACUCAAGUUUGAAAAGAAAUGCAGAAACGUCUUAAACAGAUUUAAUAAUUGGUCAAUCACCAACGAUUUCAUCAAAUUCAAAACUGAAUGGCAUGCUUUAACAAACUUUAGAAAGAAUGCAAGUGUUAAUAAAAAGGACCUAGAAGAUUUAAUUAACCUGGUGAAUUUAUACAAAACUCGUGAAACCACCGUGAAUCCAGAUAAUCCGAAUGAUUCAACAGUAAAUAAUACUCUUUUCGAAGAGAAUGAGGAAGAGGAAAUAAUGAUAAAACCCAGAAUUAAGCGUAGGAGAUCGACUAAAAGGAUGAAAAAAUUACCAUCUGAAGAUAGGUCAUCUGAUUCUCUAGAAGAAGACGAGGAUAGAACCCAGGAUAAACCCACAUCUAGUGGUAGUGAAGUGGUUAGAGAUAAAGUUGGAUUUCAGGAGAUAGUUGACUUGUUUAACGAGUUUUGGAACCUUAGAGUUAAAAAUUGGCAAAUUUUUAGAAAUUUGCAAGAGAUCCACAACUCCUGUUUAGAAAUGAUAGAUAAAUGUGAUAACAUAAUUAACGAUAUAAAGGAAGGAAUGAGGUCAGAUGAGAUUGUCUCAAAUUUAAUUUUAAUAACAAUUGAAACUCUCAAAUUCGGGGCUAAUUUAGAACUAGACGAUAAAUUAUUAAACUCAGUCAAGUACUGUUUAUGGAUUAAAAAACUCUACAGUUCAAUGAAUAAGCUUCACACCUUCCUAACAUCAGAUCAGGUGGAUAUUAAUAAUUUUGAAUUAGAAAGUGAUACGCAUGAAAAUUAUCAUAAUGCUAGUGAAUUUAAUCCCGAAUCUGAUGAAAUGAGUAGUAAAUCAGACGAAAGUAGUAAGUCCGAAGAAAUGUCAAUUUCAUCAGAGGAAUCAAAUUUAGAAUCUGAAGAUAUGGAAAUAGAAUAUGAAAACAGUCACCUUAGGAUAUUUGUAACAAAGUUUAAAAGUCUUGUGGAGGAGUUUGAUAAUGAUUGCAUGGAAGAAUUUGUUGAUUCUACACACCCGAUCUCAUAUUACAUUAACAUAACACCUGAAGAAUUUAACAAUACAGACUCAAUAGUUGAUACAACAAUACACACUAAUGUUUAUCUUGAGAGAUUGUUGGAAUCUCAGAAAAUAUUCACAUUAACAGAGCGAGAUUUCCUAACUAUGUUCACAACAACACAACAAUGA